CUUUCGAAGUCAUUCAGUUUGAAACUUUUUGUGCGUAGGAGUCGGGUUACAACAGGGAGAGAAGAAAACACUCAAUUAUUUACACAAUAGUACCUAAUACAACAUACAUUUACAUUAAGUCGACUGAGAAGAGCCUUUUUCUCGAGGAAAGACGAAGGUCCGAUUCAUGGAGCUGUACAUGGACUUGCUAUGGAUUGCCAUGAUGAAGACUCAAUAUUUAUCCUAGAUUAAAUUGUCAAAUUGUAGCAGUGUACUCCGCGGUGUCUUGACUCACGCCCCGCAUCCUGUUUGAUUUGAAGGAAAGACAUCAUCAUGGACUCCUUCAGUACUAAGAGCCUGGCCCUUCAGGCCCAGAAGAAGCUGAUGAGCAAGAUGGCCACCAAGAGCGUGGCCAACCUGUUCAUUGAUGACACCAGCAGCGAGGUGCUGGACGAGCUCUACCGCGUCACCAAGGAGUACACACGCAACCGCAAGGAGGCCCAGAAGAUCAUCAAGAACCUCAUCAAGAUGGUGGUGAAGCUGGGUGUCCUCUACCGCAACAACCAGUUCAGCGGGGAGGAACUGGUGCUGGUCGAGGGCUUCAGGAAGAAGGUCCACACACUGGCCAUGACAGCUGUCAGCUUCCACCAGAUCGAGUUCACAUUCGACCGGCGUGUGAUGAGCGCCAUCCUGAAUGAGUGCCGUGAGCUGCUGCACCAGGCAAUCAACCGCCACCUAACAGCCAAGAGCCACUCACGGGUCAACCACGUGUUCAACCAAUUCGCAGACUGUGACUUCUUGGCAGCUCUCUACGGCCCCUCUGAGGUGUACCGCAACCACCUGCAGAGGAUUUGCGACGGUGUCAAUAAGAUGCUGGACGAUGGCAACCUUUAAACCCCCCCCCCCCCCCCCAUAGGACCUUUUGACCCCUUCCCUUUGACCUUUGAGGCCUUACCUGGUGGUGUGACAUUCACCACAUGGUUGCCUUCUUGGCUCUUUUAUUUUAUUUUAUAGACAAACAUUAUGCAUAGUGGACAUUUGACAUUUUGCCCCUCUGACAUUACUGUACAACACUGAAGGAUGUUCCAGGCUAGUUAGUCCAAAGUUUCUUCUACGCCUCUUUAUUUAAAGGAACAACAUGGACCUCUUCAGUGAAUGUAUAAUACAAGCUUUUGUCAAUCAUUUCUGGACAUAGGACUUCACCAAUGCCUUGGAACUGUCUUUUUUUUCAAUGGCUGUCUGUCCCCUGGAAGGUCUCCCAACCACAGCCUGAAGAUCAUAUGUACGAGUAGUCAAUUGAAUGGGCUGAAAUGCUUUUAGAGCGAAGAGGACAACGGUAGAUGUUAACCUACUUCAGGACAACCAUAAGGGACUCUGUUGUUAGACAGGAGUGCCACUUGAGGUUAAAACAGCACUAAUUGUUUUGCAAUAAUUCACGUAACAGACCAAUAAUCUAGUUUCAGCAUCACAUUUACACUCCAUAUCCUAAGUAAGUCUACACUUUGUUUGGAUCAAAAUACCUUUUGCCUGCUUUGGCCCUAAUUACCUGUUUUUAUUACAAUCACACCAAAGAGCGUAUCAUUUGGGUCAUGGGGGCUAUAAACAUGGAGGAAGUUGAUUGUGCUGUGCAACCUAAUUGUCACCGAGCUGCUGACUCAUCAGCUCUUUAACUUCAUCUGAGCUGUACCCGAAACCCCUACCCAGCAAACACUUUGAUUUCUGCGCAGCCGAGACCGACUCCAUAUACAGUCCUGUUAAUGACUGGAGGAUAUGGGAAAGGGAAGUAGGUUGCCUUUGUUGGUGAGGCCCAGGCUGUUUCGUCACGUAACAUAGUAUUAUGGAUUAGAGCAGAGACUAAAACAAUACUGGAUUGUACCUUCCAUUAUUCUAUUAAUUAUUCCCCCACUCCAGGCCAAUAAUAGCCUACCUACAGCUAAUCCAUUCCAACACCCCAGCCUCCAUUUAAUGGGAUUGAGAUCACAUCUUUGCUUGGUGCACGUCCUAUUUGGGAGUGAAGUUGUUUUUUAAUGAACAAUUUAGAUUUGCUGUUUAGUUUGUUAUAUAGUACUACCCUGCACAUAAUGGAUGUUAUUUUCUUUUCUAGGCCUAUCUGUGUGUUUUUGUAUGGCUGAGCCUGUCUAGGAGACUGUUAGCGCUGUGGCCUCAUUUGGUAUUCUCAGUGACAGUGUAUACCUGUGAGGAGCUGCAGCAGAGAGUUGUAAUGAGCGCUGUGUUCUCCAGGAUCUGCUGUCUCUCUUUCUCGCUCUCUAUUCUCUGUCACAGAAACCUCCCUGGUCUGUACUGUAGCAAUUCUGCCAAAGAGAGGAAAGGGAGAGAUAAGCAAUCUCGGCAAUCGCGAGAAGGACCUUUCCAAAGGAACAUUAGGGUAAUCGGUAUGCACUUGAUCAAGAUUGUUUUCAAAUUUAAAUUAUAUUUUUUUGUUUGUUAGUCCCUCCAUUUUAUUUCAAGAUGUGGUCUCCAUUUGACUUCAUCCUCCUACAUCUGGGGGAGUUGUAUGAAGUGAACGCUCACAGGACUAGAACAUUUAAGUCCCAGAAUACUUGAGAUGGCUUAGUUCUUAAAUGUCAAAGAUGCCGUUCUUUCCAAUCACAACAGUUCUCAGGUUUAAGUCUCAGAGCUUGUGCUCAUGACACACUUACUAGCGUUGGACCCAAUGUUGGAGGAUUAAAUACGGACCAAAUUAUCUGCUUCAUACAUUUUACAUUAGCUCACAAAAGAUGCAUUAUUUUAAGUAAUGUUGUAUUUCUAACAAUGGGUAGUGAAAUAUUUUGUGUAUUAUUUGUUAUAUGUUGUUGUACAUAUGUUUGUUUUAGUGUGCCUUCUCGAUACUAGACAUGACGAAUAUACAUGAUUACUCCUAUUUUUAAAUAAAUUGUUUGUCUUUUCUUGA
Messenger RNA from Salvelinus namaycush (lake trout), 2890 nucleotides. Its product is annotated as tumor necrosis factor alpha-induced protein 8-like protein 1. Bases 313 to 873 code for a protein of 186 amino acids. The record is from RefSeq and is a predicted model, not a curated record. Gene Ontology annotation, biological process: regulation of apoptotic process. The transcript has 3 exons. Gene Ontology annotation, cellular component: cytoplasm. Lineage: Eukaryota; Metazoa; Chordata; Actinopteri; Salmoniformes; Salmonidae.